Molecule: messenger RNA, 2416 nt
Organism: Paramacrobiotus metropolitanus
Lineage: Eukaryota; Metazoa; Tardigrada; Eutardigrada; Parachela; Macrobiotidae
Product: ribitol-5-phosphate xylosyltransferase 1-like
Exons: 4
Coding region: 1062-2234 (390 amino acids)
Biological process (GO): protein O-linked glycosylation via mannose
Cellular component (GO): Golgi apparatus
Molecular function (GO): ribitol beta-1,4-xylosyltransferase activity
Source: RefSeq, a predicted model, not a curated record
UGGGCUACAUCAUAAUCCAAAAAUCAGCGAUCCGCACAUAUCUGUGAGAUGUCCUCCUUAAUCAGGAUGAGUGUUAAAUAAGUAGCGCCCAGUGUAUACAUGUAUUGACGUAUGGGAGUAGGAUCAUACGCCGGAUGUACAUACUGGAUGCUGACUGUCCGCCUUCCACCUGCAACAUAACGGAUAAUCUAGUCAAUCUCUUCUGUGAUUUGCUGUUCUCUUUUACUAGCGAUGUAAAUGAUGUCAUAACGCGAAGUCUAUAUAAGUUCUUGUGAUGCCUAAUAUCGGAAUCAGUAGUCUGAGAUUUACUUCUGAGACUGCUUCUAAUUACGAUUUCCUAGCGUUGUGAACUGUGAUGUGAAUUGGAUAAAGAGACAGCAAUACUUGUUCCUUCUGAUGUACAUGAUCGAUCCCGGAUUAUUGCAUAGAAUACAGGUUUGCUCGUGACACAAUCGUCCUAGCUCUUGCCGAUCCUCACAGGACUUACGACCGGAAGUUGUGGUUAGUGUGUUCCUGAGGGAUUCCUGACUUGUGUUCCUGAAUCGUUCGUCUUAUUUCCACCAUAGUUCUUCUGUUACAGUUUGAGAGUACGAGUGCCUACCGAUUGAGCAUUACAGGCGUGGAAGAGUAAAGAUUGUUCAUGGAGCCUUAAACGGCGUGAACGCUUAUACACGACAGUAUUGUGCGGGCGUAUUAAUUUUAAGAGAACUGCACAAACUUUGCCGCUUACUUUACAAGUUAGUCUCAGUUGCAGCAAUGUAACAGAGUUCUGUCGUGCUGUUGCGAGUUUGAUUUAACUUAUCAGCUUUUUAACUACAACUGUGAUUAAAUCAACCCGGUUUAUCGCAAUCUCCAGUGAUAUAUUAUGAGACUCGCAUGAAGGAUUCCAUCAUCUCGCACGAGCAUUUCGAUGCCGACCGUCCGUGCGUUUUCGUCUGAGGCUGUGACAGCAUGAGACCCCCUUCGAAAUGGGGGCGCCGUAGCAAACGCUGCUUAACACUCUUCUGUCUGGGUUUCGCUAUCAUCCUGGUCAUCGUCCUCAUCGGCGUAUUCCCCAUCGGAUGGAUCCUCUUCCCACCCCGACUCCCUUCCCCCCACCCAGUAGAACCGUCUCCGAUGCGGCCGCCAUUCCGCCCCCCUUCAUCCUCCCCGCCCCGGAGAUCGCCCACGACCACGACGACCCGGAGCCCUAUCCCCACCAGGAACCGGCCGUCCCCGCCGACCCCCAUCCCGAUUUCACCGUGGACAUCUAUUCGGACGCGGCCAUCGGGAUCUAUCUGUGGCAGCACAUCUUCAAAGCCAGCACCACCAGUAAACUGGGGGGCAGCCUGUUGUACGGCUUCCACAAGGUGGACGGGCUGAGUUUUCGCUUCCGCACCGGCCCGGCGCUGGCCGCCACCGAGACCAUCACCGAGCCGCACGUGGUGCUGGUGGUGAACGGGCGGACGGAGGGGAAAGUGCUGCGGGCGCGGCAGUGGCUGGAAGUGACGGCGCGCUCGCCCCUGGUGGAGAAUGUGGGGCUGGUGCUGCUGGGCAACGAGCAGUGCAAUAAUGAAUGGCUGCUGUGGUAUCUGGAGAGCUCCAAGUAUAAGAUCCGCGUGGUGUUCAUCGUCUACGACAGUACGCUGGUGGAUGGGAAGAGAGUCUUUCAGUGGCCGCUCGGUGUGGCCACGUACAGAGGAUUUCCGCUGCUGGAACUGCAGACGGGGGAUAUUGUCGGGCAGCGGCGCUAUUUGUGCCAUUUCAUGGGGACAGUGUACAGGAAUAAUUCCAGGAUGCAGCUGGUGAAGGCCCUGGAAGGCUCAAAGUUUACAGAGAAAUGUUAUAUUAAGACGCGCUACGAGUGGCCGGAAAGUGAAACAGAGGACAGCGCAUCGGAUUACCUGAAAACCCUGGAGACAUCGGAGUCGGUGCUGUCACCCCUGGGGAUGAACGCGGAAUGCUACCGCAUCUACGAAGCCCUGUCGGUGGGGGCGCUGCCGAUCGUUGAGGACCAAAAAUCUCCGGGUAUGUGUGAUUCUCCCUAUCGCCUUCUCAAGGAGUUCAAUGUGCCUGCCUAUUUUGUGGCCGACUGGGAUGAGCUGGAGACCACGCUGGAGUAUCUGGCGUCCUUGUCCGAGGAAGAACUGCUGCAUCAGCGGCAUAAAAUCAUCAGAUGGUAUGCCAAGUUUCUCCAGCAGAUGCGCGACAGAUUUGUUAAUGUUAUUAAACAGACUUUUAUAAUUCAAAAAUGAAUCUGGGAAGCCGGUGGCUUUGCUUUUAUUGUUUUAAUUUGUACAUAUGGAGGAGGUUGUUUUAGAUUUUAUUUCGUCAUGCAUUUCAUGUUGUUUGAGUUUAGGCGUGGUAUUUAAUUUAUGGGUCACUUUGAAUUCAGCAGUGCGGAAAAUCGGAAAUAAUUAAAACCGCAGUUAAAUUC